Molecule: messenger RNA, 1152 nt
Organism: Pseudocercospora fijiensis CIRAD86
Lineage: Eukaryota; Fungi; Ascomycota; Dothideomycetes; Mycosphaerellales; Mycosphaerellaceae
Exons: 3
Coding region: 1-1152 (383 amino acids)
Cellular component (GO): cytoplasm
Molecular function (GO): ornithine decarboxylase activity
Source: RefSeq, a predicted model, not a curated record
AUGCAGGAGCAAAUUGCAGGUUUUGGGCCUCCGGCAUGCAAUGAAGACGACGACCCUUUCUUUGUAGCUGAUCUGGGAGAGGUAUACCGCCAAUUCAUACGUUGGAAACAGCAUCUACCACGCAUAAAACCAUAUUUUGCCGUCAAAUGCAAUCCAGACCCUGCUGUGCUGCGAUUACUUCACAACCUCGGGACUGGAUUCGAUUGCGCGAGCAAGCAGGAGAUUCAGCAGGUCCUCGAAAUGGGCGUCAGCACUGACCGGAUCAUCUAUGCACAGCCGUGUAAAGCGAUAACCCAUCUGAGAUUCUCUACUCAACAUGGCGUGCGGAGAAUGACAUUUGAUAACGCUGAUGAGCUAUAUAAGAUCCAAGCUGUCUUUCCGGACGCUGAACUCUUAUUGCGCAUCACGACAGAUGAUUCUGCGAGCCUUUGUCGACUCAGUCAAAAGUUUGGGGCUGGACUUGAGCAGACCGGCGACUUACUGAAGCUAGCGAAAGAUCUUGAUCUCAAUAUCGUCGGCGUUGCUUUUCACUGUGGAUCAGGUGCAUCGGAUGCUAUGGCGUUCGUGCAAGCCGCGCGUGAUGCCCGAUUUGUUUUCAAUCAAGCAGAGGAUCUCGGGUUGAAGCUUCACGUACUUGAUUGCGGCGGCGGAUUCGUUUCCAAAACUUUUGAUCAUACCGCGAAGAUGCUGGCCAAAGCGAUCGACCGCUUCUUUCCGCCAGACAUCGAGAUCAUUGCUGAACCCGGCCGACUCUUCACAAACACCGCAUUUACUCUGGCCUGCAACGUCAUUGCUCGCCGCACGAGUUUGCGUGACGAUAGACUAUACAUCAACGAUGGCAUCUACGGGAAUUUGUCAUGCAUGAUUUACGAUCAUCAGAAACCAAAAGCGAAGCUUUUACGCACACGACACACAGCGUCUACGAACAGCUUGAAGUACUCGAUUUGGGGACCAACUUGCGACGGCAUCGAUUGCAUCGAUAUGGAUUGGCUGUGCAAUCAGGAGGUGAAAAUUGGAGACUGGUUGUACUUCGAGGACAUGGGAGCGUAUACAAAGUGCUCAGCCACUCGUUUCAAUGGCUUUCCCAAUGAUCAUCGAACGAUUUACGUAUGCAGCGAACCUGCUGCUACAGUUCUGCUGGAUAUAGAAUAG